Molecule: messenger RNA, 4057 nt
Organism: Canis lupus familiaris (dog)
Lineage: Eukaryota; Metazoa; Chordata; Mammalia; Carnivora; Canidae
Gene: RNF41
Product: ring finger protein 41
Exons: 6
Coding region: 411-1364 (317 amino acids)
Biological process (GO): positive regulation of JNK cascade; tumor necrosis factor-mediated signaling pathway; protein K63-linked ubiquitination
Cellular component (GO): plasma membrane signaling receptor complex
Molecular function (GO): ubiquitin protein ligase activity; zinc ion binding
Source: RefSeq, a predicted model, not a curated record
UCUACCAACGGACCCAGCCAGGUGCCCCGGGAUUUUUAUCAGUUGAAAGAAACAAAAACUCAGCUCAAACCAGCCUACAAAUAAUAGAGAAUUUGUUGGGUCCUGUAGCUGAUGUUCAGAAGGUGAUUGUGGCUUCAGACCUGGCUGAAUCCAGGACUUCAGAUGAUCUCAUCUGAAUGGUCUCUCCGCUCUGCUUUCUUCAUUAUUGGCUUCAUCUUAUAAGCAAGCUCUCCUCAUUAAUGGCAGAAAUGAUCUCCAGCCACUCUGGUUUGUACAUCCGACCAGCAAUGCAACCCCAGGGGAAAGAGCUACCCAUGAGAGCUCCAAAGAAGUCCCAGGCAUCACUGUCUCUGCUCUGCAGAGGGUCACAUGUCCAUAAGGACCCAGGACCUGGGUUUCAGUGAUGAGACAUGGGGUAUGAUGUAACCCGUUUCCAGGGGGAUGUUGACGAAGACCUUAUCUGUCCUAUUUGCAGUGGAGUCUUGGAGGAGCCAGUCCAGGCACCUCAUUGUGAGCAUGCUUUCUGCAAUGCCUGCAUCACCCAGUGGUUCUCGCAGCAGCAGACGUGUCCAGUGGACCGGAGCGUUGUGACGGUCGCCCACUUGCGCCCAGUACCUCGGAUCAUGCGGAACAUGUUGUCAAAGCUGCAGAUUGCCUGCGACAACGCUGUGUUUGGCUGUAGUGCUGUUGUCCGGCUUGACAACCUCAUGUCUCACCUCAGCGACUGUGAGCACAACCCCAAACGGCCUGUGACCUGUGAGCAGGGCUGCGGCCUGGAGAUGCCCAAAGAUGAGCUGCCAAACCACAACUGCAUUAAGCACCUGCGCUCCGUGGUACAGCAGCAGCAGACACGCAUCGCUGAGCUGGAGAAGACCUCAGCUGAGCACAAGCACCAGCUGGCGGAGCAGAAGCGAGAUAUCCAGCUGUUAAAGGCAUACAUGCGUGCAAUCCGCAGUGUCAACCCCAACCUUCAGAACCUGGAGGAGACCAUUGAAUACAAUGAGAUCCUAGAGUGGGUGAACUCCCUGCAGCCAGCCAGAGUGACCCGCUGGGGAGGGAUGAUCUCAACCCCAGAUGCUGUACUCCAGGCUGUAAUCAAGCGCUCCCUGGUGGAGAGUGGCUGUCCUGCCUCUAUUGUCAACGAGCUGAUUGAAAAUGCCCACGAGCGUAGCUGGCCCCAGGGUCUGGCCACCCUAGAGACCAGACAGAUGAACCGGCGCUACUAUGAGAACUACGUGGCCAAGCGUAUCCCUGGCAAGCAGGCUGUUGUCGUGAUGGCCUGUGAGAACCAGCACAUGGGUGAUGACAUGGUGCAGGAACCAGGGCUUGUCAUGAUAUUUGCGCACGGCGUGGAAGAGAUAUAGGAGAUCUCGACGGGCUAGCAGGAAGAGAUGGCAAUCAGAAAACCCAUCACUCCAGCAGCUGGUCCCUGAGUCCUCCCUACUAUUCAUAGUACCGUGGCUUACACAUGGGCCACACGUUUCCCUACUCUUCUGGCACUGAAGGGCCCAGGGCACUUUGCUCAACCUUUCAGGUGGGAAACCCAGAUUCCUUCCUUUUGCCUGAUUUCUUCCCCUAAGAUGUCUGUAAAUUUUCAGUCAGUUUGGGAAAGUCCCCACCUCUAUAUCUGUUUUCCUGCCUAGGGUCCCUGGUUCUAGAUAUUUUUAGAAAGCACAAAGAAUUCAUUUUCUCUAGAGGAUCAGGGUGGAGUGAGGAAUAUCUAAUCGUUCCCCCUCCUCCAAAACCAGGGAAUCGGAGCAGGCAGGCUGGUUGACACUAAACAGCAUGAGAGGGCAGCUCUGGGGAGCAGACAUCCUGAAGAAAUGGUAGGGAUGGAAUCAAAAACCCUAGAAAUUAGCAAUGAGGCCAGUAACUGGCCCCCUUAGGGGAAGACUGGACCUCUGUGCCAAGCAAUAUCCUGUCCGGCCCACCUUACAGGUGUAGGCUCCUGCUGGUUCUGCAGGUGUGCAGGUUGGGAUGCUGAAAAUUUCUAGGUGACUCUUCUUUCCUACAUUUUUUCAUAACUAGGGAAUGACAGGGUUGGGGGUAGGGGAUUAGUCUGUUGGGGUGGAUGUGCUCAGCAAGAAGCAGCUCUCUGGCUUUUGCUGAAAUCAGGUAGGCACUGCCUCUGGCAUGGGCUGUAAUAGUUCAUAGACCCUCUCCAGCCCUGUGAUUGUAACUAGUUAUUUUGAUAAUUUCCUUUGGCCAUUGUUGUUUGUAUUUCCUUCCUUUCCUUCCUUCCCACCUUUUUUUUUUUUUUUUUUUUUUAGAAUGGCCUGGUUAUAGCUACCCCACUUUUCCAGCCCGGCCACAUUGUUGGCAAUCUAAUUUAUUUACUUUUUUUUUAAGAAAGGAAAAAGAAAAAAAAAUUAACAAAGCUGAAAACUUUCUUUUUGAUGUUCCUAUUGUGGGGAUUCUGGAUAGGGUGGGACAGGGAUGGGAUCUGUUUUAUAUUUUUCCUUUUCAGCACAACCUUUGGCUUUAAUAUAGGAAGGGCCAAGGGAGUCCUCGGCUGAACCUUUGUCUGCCCCAACCCUCCAUAAGCCUGUCUGAGAGGCGCUUCCUCUCUUCAGUGAUGGCUGUGACAGUCCAUCAAUGCCUGUGCCCUCUGGAGAACUUUGCUCCCACCUCUUCCAUGAGUCUCCUUGUCAAACUUUGUAUUGAUAGAGUAUUAAUUUUGAAGACUCUUCCAUCCCCCAACCCUCAGUUUCCUUGGAGAUACAUAGUUGGAUUCUAAGCUUCACGAGCCACAAUGGGAGAGAUGUGUCUCUGAGUACAGGCAGUGCUCUGGUCUCACCCAUGCCCUCUAGGGACUUCAGCGCCAUUUGAGGCUACCCGGGCAUUCCUCAGUCUCUAGGGUGGCUGAUAGAGUGAGAGAAAACAGGGGAGGGAUGGAGAGGAGGUGAUUGAUUGUUUUAAUAGGCAGGUCGGAGUGGGGUUGACGAGAUAUGGCCAUAUAACGGCUUCUUCUCUCUUUUGGAGUUUUAUUCCAGGUCAGCUUGCUGUAGGUCUGGGGAGAUGGGUCAUGGCUCCACUGGGAAUGGGGUGGAGGAGUACAGCUUGAAGGGAGUAGGGAACAGUCCUGAGUUCAGCUCCAGGACAUUGUGCUCAGGAACUUGAAAACGCUGCUAUACUUAGUCUGGUUACUACAUCUCUUCCACUCCCCUCUGCCCCCGCCUGCCUUACCAAGGCCCUCCUGUUGUCACCCUCAGACAGAGCCAGGAAGCUCAUUUAAGGCUUCCCUCCCCGUCGCACUAGCGUCUCUGUGGGUUGCUGGUGGUGUUAUACGUGCUGUUCCACAGUGUUGACUGCACUAAUAAUAAACCUUUUACUCAACUCUCAAUUCUUAAUCCAACAUCACUCCCUUUCUUGUGAAGCUUUCUCCUCUGCUUUGGCUUUUCUUUCACCUUGAUUCCCCUUAUUUCUUGCUUUAUAACCUGCCCUUGUCUUAGAACUAACUGCUGUUCUAAGAGGAUGUCUGUCUGGGAGCAUACCCCCCACUUUUUUGCCCUUUAUGACCUCCUCCUACCUUCCCUCCUAUCUCCUGUUCUGUAGCAGCCAACACAUUUUCUCCAGUGAUCUCAACUGCAUUCUUUCCACAGUUUGCCUUUGCCCCAAAUUCCAUGUCAUCCCUAAGUGCUCCUGGAGUUUUAGGACAGUUUCGACAGAGGAUAUGCCUGCACCCUUCUCCCUUGUCCCACAAGCACCUUUUGCUUUGGAAUCCAAGAUUCCAUCACCAAACAUGAGGAAGGGAGCCUGAGGUGACUGUACUGCUGUGGUUGUCAAAUCUCAACAAAGCCUUACAUAAGCAUUUGCUAUCACCUCCUCCCAGUCAUGAGAAAAAAGAAAUCUUUUCCCCUCGUAGUGUAUUUCAAAUUUGUUGAGCAUUUAUGAUGUAUUUAAUGUAAAUCCUUUAGCACUCUGGAUACUCUACUGGGGCUAAAAAGCAAAAGAGCACAAGGACAUCCCUGCACCUACUGAGUCCAUUAUACUUGCAUGUACACAAGGUCUGAUUAUAAAAUACAUCACUAAGAGGCAACAUGUAUAGUAUCUAUUA